GUACUCGAGAAUGGGAGGUGGAAAGGAUAAACAUGCGCAGUAUCCUCCCGGAGGACAGUAUCCUCCUGGACAAUAUCCUCCAGGAGGACAGUAUCCCCCCGGAGUACAAUAUCCUCCGGGACAGUAUCCUCCAGCACCCGGAGCUUACCCUCCACAACCUGGGGCUUACCCUCCUCAACAAGGAUAUCUACCACAAGGUUAUCCUACUGCACAAGGAUAUCCACCUGCGGGACAUCCUCCACAAGGGUAUCCGCCAGCAGGUUACCCCGGUCAACCUGCUCCACACCAUACCGGGCAUGGAAUGAUGGCCGGAGUUGCAGCUGCCGGAGCUGCAGCCUAUGGUGCUCAUCACAUGGGACACGGCGAAGGCCAUUACCCUGCACCUGGUACUGCUCAUUAUGGACAUUAUGAUCAUGGAAAACAUGGUAAGUUUAAGCAUGGAAAGGCACAAGGGAAAUACAAACAUGGCAAAUUUGGCAAGAAUCAUGGUGGCAAAUUCAAGAAGUGGAAGUAA
Nicotiana tabacum (common tobacco) is the source of this 514-nucleotide messenger RNA. The record is from RefSeq and is a predicted model, not a curated record. Lineage: Eukaryota; Viridiplantae; Streptophyta; Magnoliopsida; Solanales; Solanaceae.